AGCGUUAACAUUGAUGUGGAUGUUGUUACAGUUGACGCGCCCUGCAGAUAAACAUGACUUCUUUUGGAUUGUGAAACAUAAUCUGAAUAAGAAAUGACGCCAGGAAAGGAGUUCGCUCUUCUUGUGGUAUUCCUACUUUCGUCUAUCCAUGAUGUGAAGGGCGAGUGCGUGGACAACAACAGCCAGUGUGACUACUGGGCGAGCGUGGACGAGUGCCUCAUCACCCCCGCCUACACGAUGUGCCAGUGCAAGAAGGCCUGCAACGAACCCAGCACCUGUGACCCCACAAGUUCGAACGACACGAGGUGUGAAUGUCGAAGUUUGGCCCUCCAAGGCCAAUGCAGCAUCCCGGCGAUCAGGGCAGACUGCAGCACAACCUGCGACCACAGAGACCGAUUGGAAUGCUUAGAUGCACCUAGCUUUGAUCAUGCGCACACGGUCCCUAUAAAGAGUAAAUACUUCUUCCUCGACACCGUCAACUACGAUUGCGACGAAGGCUACUACAACGUCGGCUCUAAGCCUGCCUUGGUGUGCAACGAGACUGCGCAGUGGAAGUACGCUCGCAGGGUCACCUACCCCGACUGUAUACUGAUAGAAUGUACAUCUCCCCCAACUCUUGCGCAUGCAUCAUGGGAAGGAUCUUCCUUUGACUACAACAACUCAGUAGUGUACACCUGCGAACUUGGGUACGAGGCUGCAGCCGGAAAUGACGUCAGAACAUGUAACUCCAGCAAGAUGUGGUCGGGCGACGACCUCGUGUGUGAAAGAGUGACCUGCGGCGACCCGCCCCCUUUCCAACACGCCGUCGUGACCUUCAACCUCGUGGAGGCGACGUACACGUGCGACACCGGGUACAAAGCCAGGACGCCAUCAGCUGUCAAACUGUGCUCCGUCUACGGCAACUGGACGGGGCCGGAUCUCGAGUGUACACUUAUAUCCUGUGGUGACCCCCCGACCUUGAACAACACGGGAGUGAUGAAUGUCAACACCACCUUUCGGUCAGAGGCGAUGUACACGUGUUCAAAGGGACAUAACUCUGUUGGGGGAGAGGCGAUAAAGGUGUGCGCGGAGAACGCGUCGUGGACGGGAUCGGACCUUGUUUGUGAAGCUGUAAGCUGCGGGCCUCCUAUUGACGUGGAGAACACUGAGUGGUCGGCCCAGCUCCACAUCUACCAAUCAGAAGCCGCAUACAACUGUGUGGUUGGGUAUGAACAGACGGGUGGACAUGGCGUCAAGGUUUGCAUGGAGACGGGGGCGUGGGACGGGAACGAUCUGCAAUGUGAAGUCAGACGUUGUGGUACUCCGCCAUUGGUAGCCAACGCUGACGUCACGAACACCAACGACACCUAUCUCUCUGAGGCCAGCUACACGUGCAAAACAGGCUAUAACCGCACCGGAGGUGACGUCACCAAGUCAUGUGACCAGACAAGCAGCUGGCAAGGGUCCGAUAUCGUGUGUACAGCCGUGGAUUGCAGCAUCCCACCCAGUGUGCCCAACACCGACAGGGUCUACACCAACACCACCUACCGGUCUAUUGCAGAGUAUAGCUGUCUCAAGGGAUAUAACUCUUCCAUGACCAAUUGGACCAUCACCUGCAACGAGACAACAGAAUGGGUGGGCGCCCUACCGACGUGUUAUAUUAUUGACUGCAACAGUCCACGGGAAGUAGCGAUGGCUGACGUCACAGUGCGGGGAACCACCUACCAAUCAGAAGCGACCUAUACGUGUAACCAGGGAUAUAACUUGGUGGGCGGAAGCAGCAAGAAGACAUGCGCAGACACUGGUCACUGGGAGAGUGCCGACUUCAGCUGUGAAAUUGUGGACUGCGGACCUGCGCCGGAUGUAAACAAGGCUAAGUACGUCAGUACCGGAAGCGCGUAUGAGGCCAACGCCAACUACUCCUGCAUUGUGGGAUACAAGGAAGCAGGUGGCCGCGCCGGCAAAGUGUGCACGGAGUUCGGCAGAUGGAGCGGUGAGGAUCUCAACUGUACAAUCGUGACUUGUGCCAAAGCACCGGAAAUAGGCCACGCCCACCUGACCGGUAACUAUACGCCUACAUACCGAUCAACCGCCACGUAUUCCUGUGACCUUGGGUACGACGAAGAUGGCGGGAACACCACGCUUGUCUGCACUGAGGAGGGCGUGUGGCAUGGGAUGAGGUUAAAAUGUAAAGAGAGACCAUCGGCUGCUGAAGCCAUCGGGGUCAUCAAGAAAUUUGAACCUGUAGCUGUCGAGGCUUCCGGGUCCGUUGGAUUCGGCGUGGUGGCGUACAGCAUCAUGGGAGUUCUGCUGCUCGUGAUGCUGUUGCUGGACCUGGCCACUUUCUACAAGCAUCUCAUGUACAUGAAGGAGAACGUGAAGGACUUCUGGGAGAGCAGGAGACCCGCCCGGUCCAUCUCACUCCCCGAGAAGCACAGAACAUACAGCUCGGAGGCUUGAGUCGGCAGUGGGGGGAGGGGUGACAUUACAUACAGCUCAGAGGCUUGAGUC
Haliotis rufescens (red abalone) is the source of this 2490-nucleotide messenger RNA. Its product is annotated as sushi, von Willebrand factor type A, EGF and pentraxin domain-containing protein 1-like. The transcript has 15 exons. The coding region runs from base 94 to 2439 and encodes 781 amino acids. The record is from RefSeq and is a predicted model, not a curated record. NCBI's taxonomy places the organism in Eukaryota, Metazoa, Mollusca, Gastropoda, Lepetellida, Haliotidae.